Molecule: messenger RNA, 468 nt
Organism: Bursaphelenchus xylophilus (pine wood nematode)
Lineage: Eukaryota; Metazoa; Nematoda; Chromadorea; Rhabditida; Aphelenchoididae
Source: the annotation of a GenBank genome assembly
AUGACCCAGCCAACGAAAGAACAGCAAAAAAUUUUGGAAGGAUUUAAGGCUCUCAGGGAAAGUCAACAACUUAUUGUUGCUGAGCUCCAGAGAAGUGCUGCCGAGCUGCGGGAAGUGAAGUAAGUUUCUUUUUGUUAUUUUGUUUUUGCCUAGGGUUGUGCUGAGGUUAACAUGAACAUCGUUUUGCUUCAGGAGUGUUCUGGCAUCGUUAGGGCGAUGGGAUAAUACAAACCGAAAGUUCUACUACAGAUGUGUUGACGCCUUGCUUGAAUAUGAUGCCCCUUCGAUGGAAAAGAAGUUGAAUGAGGUUUCGGAAGAGGCAGGUUUUAAUUAUCCGAGGUUAAUAACUACUCAUCAUUUUAGUUACAAACAAAACUGAAGGAAGGUGAGGAAAAUCUGAAAGCCAAAGCCACAGAACUGAAGGAGUAUACAGAGAAGCACCAAAUCCGGUUUGUUCCUCAGUCGUAA